AUGGAGCUGACAUGGGCAGGAGUUCUGCUUCUUCUCUGUAUACUUUUCACCCUUUUCUCAUCUUUCCAAAUGUACAAGAAAAAAGGGCAGCUGCCCCCUGGACCUACUCCAUGGCCUAUUCUGGGGAACCUCUUUCAGCAAGAUGUACUACCUCUAAAUAAAUCCUACAAAAAGCUUACAGAGAAGUAUGGACCUAUAUUUACUAUCUGGUUUGGAUCAAAACCAAUGGUUGCUCUUUGUGGAUAUGAGGUGGUAAAAGAUGCUUUGAUAAAUCAAGCAGAAGAAUUUGGUGGGCGAACUCAAACGCCCUUUCACAGAAGAGUGUUCAAAAAUAAAGGAUUAGUUUCAGAUGAUGAGAAGAAAUGGAGGGAGAUGCGACGGUUCACACUGUCCACCUUGCGAGAUUUUGGGAUGGGGAAGAAAAGAAUGUCUGAGAGGGUGCAGGAGGAAGCCCUUUGUCUGGUGGAGGAAAUGGCUGCCACAAAAGGGCAGCCUUUUGACCCAAGAAGAAAUUUGGCAAGUGCUGUUUCUAAUGUGAUCUGUGCAGUCGUCUUUGGCAAUCGAUUUGAUUACAAAGAUCAAACCUUCAUAGAGAACCAGCAGAUUGUGGAGUCUCAAAUACGAUUUCUGACUAGUUUCCUAGGACAGGUGUACAAUACUUUUCCAAAAACAAUGGAAUACUUUUUUGGACGAUAUAUCAACUCUUUUGCCGAGGCUGAAAAAGUUUGUGAUUAUAUCCGUGAGAAGGUGGAAUUGCACAAGAAGACAUUGGAUCCCCAGAAUCCACGUGACUAUAUUGAUUGCUUCCUUCAUAGAAUGGAAAAGCAGAACUCAUCUGAGGGAAUCUACACUCCUGAAGAUCUUGUGAUUACUGUGCUUAGUCUCUUUACUGCUGGGACAAUAACCACAAGCCAUGCUUUGCUAUGCAGCCUCCUAGCAAUGGCUAAAUUGCCACACAUUCAAGUUAAGGUGCAACAAGAGAUUGAUGAGGUAGUGGGUACAAAUCGCACUCCAAGCAUGGAAGACCGGUUGAAGAUGCCUUUCACAAAUGCUGUGGUCCAUGAGGUUCAACGUUAUCGGACUGACCGCCUUGAAAUCUUUCCACGGGCAACAACUUGUGAUGUCAAAUUCCAUGGUUACAACAUUCCCAAGUACAUGGCUGUUGUGCCAGUCCUCCCCUCAGUACACCGUGAUCUUCUCCAUUGGGAGACUCCAGAGAAGUUCAACCCAGAUCAUUUUUUGAAUGAAAAGGGCCAGUUCAGGAAAAGGGAUGCUUUCAUGCCAUUCUCAGCAGGGAAGAGGGCCUGUCCAGGAGAGGCUCUGGCUAGGAUGGAGCUCUUCCUGUUCUUCAGCACUCUGCUCCAGAACUUCACCUUCUAUCUGGAUGGGGACACCAAAGACAUGGAUAUAAUGUCUCUGUUUAUGAUGUUACAAACUAAGAAUCAAUCCCCCCUUAUACGAGCCGUUAAACGUUCAGUGAACACUUGUGUUCAAUAA
Protobothrops mucrosquamatus (brown spotted pit viper) is the source of this 1497-nucleotide messenger RNA. RefSeq names its product cytochrome P450 2C5-like. Gene Ontology annotation, cellular component: intracellular membrane-bounded organelle; cytoplasm. Lineage: Eukaryota; Metazoa; Chordata; Lepidosauria; Squamata; Viperidae. Gene Ontology annotation, biological process: xenobiotic metabolic process. Gene Ontology annotation, molecular function: oxidoreductase activity, acting on paired donors, with incorporation or reduction of molecular oxygen, reduced flavin or flavoprotein as one donor, and incorporation of one atom of oxygen; heme binding; iron ion binding. The transcript has 9 exons. The record is from RefSeq and is a predicted model, not a curated record. The coding region runs from base 1 to 1497 and encodes 498 amino acids.